AGUGAAAGUGGUCGCUGCUGCUGCUGCUGCUGUUGUUGUUCUGCUUUUAGAGCCGGAUGUAAUUAAGGAACAAACCUACGGUAGUCAGGGUUAUAAUAUUUUCAUUCGACAUGUCAGACUAUCAGUAUCCUGUGCUUUUUGAGGCAAAUAACCUCUCAGAUGGAGAAGUUAAGAAGAUUAGGAACUAUUUUAAGAUCAGGCGGCAGUCUGGAGGAGGAGAGUGUGGAGAAGUGGAAAAAGUGGGAGAAAACACCUAUAAGAUAAGCUUCUUGGAAAAAACAGCACAGGACAGAGUAUUAAGCAAAACAGAUCAUAUAAUCAGUCUUCCUGGAUGCGGAAAUGUGCAUAUCUUGAUUAAAAGCUGUGACACAAAAGAAGAGAAACAGCUUCUGCCACAUUCCACAUCUGAACAACAAGCCACCAGGGAUUCACCUCUGCAAAAAGUGUUUAAACUUGACCCGUACUUACUGCGCUAUCUGAAAGGCAAUUCGAGAGCAAAGUCAGACUUGGAGGAUCAGCUCUCCUCUUUACUAAGCUCCUUUAAGUUAGACAUGGUCACUGAGACAGUAGUGGUAGUGAGGGAUGCAGUCCAAACAGCUUCAAAUGAUGAUGUCCAGCAGAAGUGGGAAACAAAGGUGGAUAUUGUGUUCUCGGACCUACAGGAUCACUAUAUCAUCCAUUUCGAGGUGGCGCCUAACAGACUAGAGAUUCUACAAAAAAACCCUUUCCUGUUCCCACAACACCUUGGAAUCUUUGAAGAAGAUGGUUUAUUUGUGAUUGUUGGAGAAAAUAAGGAAGUGCAGAAAUUUUUGCAAGUUAUAGAUGCUUUCCAUUUGCGACAGCAAGCCCGUCAAGAAUGCCCCGUGUCUGAGAUACACUAUGCACUUGUGAAAGACCAGUUUGCACUGGAGAUAAAGUCAAAAUUUUCAAAUCUUGAGCUUACACAGGCACAACCUGGCUGUCUUGUCCUAAAGGGCCCUGAAGAACAAGUCAAUUCAGCAGCAACAAAGCUUCAAGAGUUGCUGAAUCAGAUUCAGGAGAAAAGAAUGCCAUUGCCUCAUCCCCUUGGAACAUUUUUGUUAUCUAGUGGUGCUAUUCAGAUCUUUCAGACACGAUUUCAGCAGAAUCUCUGCAGUCCAGUUCUGCUUGAGCCCACAGGCUCAAAUUUGGUUCUGCUGAGUUUGUCACCAGGCGCACUUCAGGAAGCAGCUACUGCAAUGCAGAGAGACCUGUGUGUGGAGACGGUGCUGCUGGAACAAGCUGAAUCUGAAUCACCAGGAAUAGACACUUUGAAGAACACUUUGAGUCCCGCAUUACAACAAGCUAAUCAUGGAGCACCUAAAGUAGAAAUUAGCUAUGAGCCAGUGUCAGGGUCUGAUCCCAGAAUGAAGGUGCUGCUGGUGGGCUACAAACCUGAAGUCAAUAAAUUAAAAAAUAUCAUACAGGACUACAAACAAAACUAUGCAGAAUACAGCGACACUGUGCCUCUACCUUUCCCAGAAAUGGUGGAUAAUUUCUCUAAACUUCUGUCACUAUUAGGUGUGACAGCAACCAAUGUCAAUCUAACGGCUACAUCCUCACCUGUCCCAUGUGUCCACCUCUCAGGACCUCGGUGUAAAGUAACUGAUAUGAAGAAUAAACUGCAUUCAUCAUUUAGUCAUCUUAAACACAAGAAAAUUUCAGUGGAUGGUCCUGGGGUCCUGCAGUUCUUUCAAGACGAAGGUUUAAAUACACAAGCACUACUGCAGAGUUCCUGUCAGGUUCUGAUAUCCCUCAUAAAUGAUGUUCAAACAGGUGCUCCAGCAGCCAGGAACACAUCCUUUACCAGUCUUCCUCCCAUACCUGCUUCUGUGUCACAUCCAGGUUACUCUGUAGCCCUGGAAAUUGUAUUUGGAUGUCUUGAAGAUCAGCAGGCUGAUGUAUUUGUUGUCCCCAUGCUGAACGCAAACCUGUCCUCAACAAAGGUUGGGAAAUCCUUGCUAAAUAAAGCAGGGCAGCAAUUUAAGAAUAAUUUUGAUGCUGCCAAAGGAAGAUGCAGAAUUACUCCUGGAGAUGUGCUGGAGGUUGAUGGGACUCCAUUAGGAUGCAAGAAGGUUUUCUUUAUUGAGUGUGUACCUUGGACUGGAAACGCACACAGCAGUGAAAAGGAACUGCGCUGUGGUCUUGAACGAGCACUGGCAUUUUCUGAACAGCAGGCAUGGAGCUCAGUCACUCUUCCAUUAAUUGGACCCGGAAUAGCACUGGCUGUACCUGUACAAAAUGCCACUAAUAUUCUGACAGGAGAGAUUGGGACUUUUGUCCUGACUAGAUCCACGGGUUCUCUCAGGACCAUACGAAUUGUAAUAAUGCCUAAUUGCACAGAUUCUGAAGAGAUCUACCACGCAGUCAGCACUGGGUUAACUGACAUAAUGGUGGAUCACACAGGACAGGCUGUAUUUCAGUCUCUAAGCUCAGAAAUUGAUGAAAUCAGCAUCCCAGUGGGCAGAUGUCAGCUCCAUCUGAUAUUUGGAGACAUCAGCAAUGAGACUACAGAUGUCAUUGUAAACACCACAGACUUUACUGACUUACAGACAGAUGUAUGCAAUGACAUCCUGACUAUUGCUGGACCACAAGUUAGGGAUGCUCUAGCAGGAGCUCAGGUUAAAAAAGGAGAAAUCUUUAUCACUCAGCCUGGAGAAUUCCCCUGCAAGGCAAUUAUGCAUGUGUGUGGAGAAAAGGAUACAGCCAUCAUUAAAAAACUGGUGCAAGAUAUCCUGCUCAAAAGUGAGAACAAUGGCUACAAGUCAGUGGCCAUUCCUGCUAUCUGUGCUGGUAAAGGAGGGUUAGAUGCUCAUCUGGUUGCCCAGGCUAUUCUCCAGGGUGUGAAGGAUGCUACAAGACAAGCUAACCUCAACAACAUUAAAAGAAUUAACAUUGUUCUGAUGAAAAUCCAUAUUUUUUUGGCAUUCAAAGCAAUGGCACAACAACUCUUUGGCAGAUUUACCCAGACGGCAGCUCCUUUGCAGUCCACACCUCUCAGAGCUGCUCCAUCUUCUUUGCCUCUAGACCUUAGUUCUCUUGUUCAGUCUCUUCCAGACCAGCAUAUCACAGCGAAAUUUCUUGUAGUUGGGUUAACUGACGAUAAUGUCUCAAGGGCCUGUCGAGAGCUUCAUCAAGCAUAUAAAAGCCAUUGUUCUUCUCAUUUUGUUUCACAAGAGGAACUUAAACAUUUACUACCAACUGAGAUGGACGAUAUUAUCAAUAAUGUGACUUCUCUGGGUAUUCAGAUAAGCCAACGUGGCCCUGGUGGGUUGCAAGUUAGUGGACUGGCAAGAGGGGUAAAUGAAUUCAUGCGUCUGAUACAAGGGGCUCUUGUUAGGCAGGUGAGAGAGAGAGAUAUGGACAGAGUUUUUUCCGAUAUCAGCUGGUGCAUUUUGGGAUCGAGAGGAGUCUGGGAGAGGUUACCUAAAGAGGCUAACCAUCAGCUGGAAAGCAGGAAUGUUGGUGGAGGGAUACUGGAUGCACAAGCACAAAAAUGGACAGUAAAUCUUACAAAGAUGGAGGCCACAGCAGUCGGGUCUAGAACCAGAGCAAAGAUCAAACGACUGGAGAACUUGCCAGACUUCUUUUUUCCACUUUACUGGGACACCAUGACCACUGUAGAGGUUCUAAAAGUGGUUCCUCUGCAAUCCAGCUCUGCUGAGUACAAAAAAGUGAAAAGUGACUUCAAGAGAACAGUCGCAAAAGCAGUCAUCAAGAUUGAGCGUAUUCAAAAUGUGAACCUGCGCCGUGCAUACGAAGUCCGAAAGAGAGAGCUGCAGGAAAAGAAUGGGACAGUUGGUGCAGGAGAGAGAUUCCUAUACCACGGGACCACAGCUGAUGCCUGCACUUCUAUACAGCGCAGUAACUUUAACCGCAGAUUUGCUGGACAAAAUGGAACGAUGUAUGGACUUGGGACAUACUUUGCUGUAGAUGCCAACUAUUCAGCCAAUCCCAGAUACUCUGUACCUUCUGCCGAUGGGACGCAGCUCAUGUUUGUGACACUUGUUCUAACAGGUUAUUACACCCAGGGACAAAGUGACAUGAAUGUUCCACCUCCUCGCUCACCACAGGAUCCUAAUGACAGAUUUGACAGUGUGGUCGACAACUUGCAGAAACCCAGUAUGUUUGUGGUGUUUCAUGACUGCCAGGCCUACCCAGACUACCUCAUCACAUUCAAAUGAGGGCAAAGCUGUAGCAGAGCUGAGAGUGAUCCUUGUGUUUUAAAAGUAGGCCUGUCUCAGCUGACUGAAGUGCUUAAUGGGGAUUAUAAUGCUUCAGAAGAUCAAUACGAUAACCCAGAAUGAAGCAAUAUAGAUGUUUAAACAUCCUAAUAAGGAUUUUGUAUUAAAGCUAAAAUGAAACAUUAUUCAAAUAGGUGCAUUUGUUGCCAUGUGUCAUAUCCCUAUAAUCUGUCCAUUAGCUUCAGAUGGUUUAAAAGGAUAUGAUAAACCCCCAUAAUUUUGAAUUUGGUCAGCAUCAAUAGAGUAAUGCAAGAGUUAAUGUUAAACUUCUAUGGCCAAAUUUUAAAUACCCAUUUUUCUUAAUCAGUGGAAGUCAACCUCUUAUGAAUUGCAUAUGUGUAAGUCAGCACAGGCUUCCUCAUCAGGGAUAAAUGAAUUUAUUAGGGAUAAAAUCAGCUUAUAUGUUUAAAGUCUUUAUUUUUCUGUAAAGCUGCUUUGCAAAAAUUCCUGUUGUUUAAAGUUUAUGCAAAUUAACUGACUUGAUUUAAUGUGUGGGCAGCACGGUGGUGUAGUGGUUAGCACUGUCGCCUCACAGCAAGAAGGUCCGGGUUCGAGCCCCGUGGCCGGCGAGGGCCUUUCUGUGUGGAGUUUGCAUGUUCUCCCCGUGUGGGUUUCCUCCGGGUGCUCCGGUUUCCCCCACAGUCCAAAGACAUGCAGGUUAGGUUAACUGGUGACUCUAAAUUGACCGUAGGUGUGAAUGUGAGUGUGAAUGGUUGUCUGUGUCUAUGCGUCAGCCCUGUGUUGAUCUGGCGACUUGUCUAGGGUGUACCCCGCCUUUCGCCCGUAGUCAGCUGGGAUAGGCUCCAGCUUGCCUGCGACCCUGUAGAACAGGAUAAAGCAGCUACAGAUAAUGAGAUGAGAUUUAAUGUGUGUUUCUGUCACAUAGGUCACAUAUAUGCGUGUUUUCUAAUUUUUUAGCAUACCCCAUGACAUUGGGAAGAAGUACCUAGAACUAUAGUUUGAUAUAAUACAAUAAUUGCUACAGUACUUACCAAAAAUGAUUCCCAUGACAGUUCUGUAAGUCAAACCGUGUCUCUCAGUACACAUAUAGAAUUAACAAACAAUUAUUUGAUGAAAUAUUUCACCCUUUUUCAUUGGCACUGCCCCAUGUUUCUCUAUACUGUAAUGACAAGAUUUGCAUCAGUUUGAUGUUAUGCAAUGUUAUGCUCUCUGACAGCAAGUUCAGACAAGAGCUUAAUCAAUGUUUCUCUGAAGAGGGUUUCAGUGUACUCAGUCAACAAUUCAUAUCUAUUCACUGGAAAAACCUUCAUUUGUUUGUCGCAUUAUCAUACAUUGUGCAUUUUAGUAGGGUCGUAAUUGUAAAAACAGGCUAUACAGUUUCACUUUAGAACAGUAAAAUUAAUAUUAAAAAACUUAGAAAACUAGGAAACCUUUAUUCAUCACAUGCACACUUCAAGCACAGUGAAAUUCAUCCUCUGUAUUUAACCCAUCUGAAGCAGUGAACACACGCACACACACCCAGAGCAGUGGGCAGCCACACCAGAGCGCCCGGGGAGCAGUCAGGGGUUCGGUACCUUGCUCAAGGGCACCUCAGCCCAAGGCCGCCCCACGUCAACCUACCUGCAUGUCUUUGGACUGUGGGGGAAACCGGAGCACCUGGAGGAAACCCAUGCAGACACAGGGAGAACAUGCAAACUCCACACAGAAAGGCCCUCGCUGGCCACUGGGUUCGAACCCGGAACCUUCUUGCUUCGAACCCUAUUUGCCUUUUUAAUAGGUCAAUGUCUGUAUUUAGUUUUUGGAGCUUUGUGUUCUUUAUGUACAAUGUAUACAAAGAUUAAAAAUGUAAGAUUUUUCUCUGUGA
Messenger RNA from Neoarius graeffei (lesser salmon catfish), 6087 nucleotides. Its product is annotated as protein mono-ADP-ribosyltransferase PARP14-like. Lineage: Eukaryota; Metazoa; Chordata; Actinopteri; Siluriformes; Ariidae. Gene Ontology annotation, molecular function: transcription corepressor activity; NAD+ poly-ADP-ribosyltransferase activity. The coding region runs from base 111 to 4202 and encodes 1363 amino acids. The record is from RefSeq and is a predicted model, not a curated record. Gene Ontology annotation, biological process: negative regulation of gene expression. The transcript has 15 exons. Gene Ontology annotation, cellular component: cytoplasm; nucleus.